Molecule: messenger RNA, 1669 nt
Organism: Scleropages formosus (Asian bonytongue)
Lineage: Eukaryota; Metazoa; Chordata; Actinopteri; Osteoglossiformes; Osteoglossidae
Gene: crls1
Product: cardiolipin synthase 1
Exons: 7
Coding region: 203-1411 (402 amino acids)
Biological process (GO): cardiolipin biosynthetic process
Cellular component (GO): mitochondrion; membrane
Molecular function (GO): cardiolipin synthase (CMP-forming) activity
Source: RefSeq, a predicted model, not a curated record
ACUGCUUUUCGUCCUGUCGUAAAACUAGUCGAACCGGAAUACGGCACGGUGGCACAUGUACGGCCGAAGCGAAUGUUACCGAUUUAUUAUUGCACAUAAAAAUGUGAGGGAAAAGAAGACAGAUGCUGUUGUUGACGUCUGAGGAACUUUUAGAGAAGUCGAAGGAGUUUCUUUGGGGAGCGGCUGCUAGUUCUGCCGUGGCAUGUUGUUGCUCGCGCUCUGCAGGCGGCACUGGGCGCGCCUGGCCCUGGGCUCCGGCUCCGCUCGCGCGGCUCAACAGCUGAACGGCGCCCGCGGGCCCGCCGCGCUCUGCGCGAGGGAGUGGAGCGCGCGCGGCCACAGGUCAGAGCGGCGGGCGCUCGCGCACAGCAGCAGGCUCGGGAUCAGCGUGUGCGCGCGGGGACAGUGGACCGCCACUUCAUCAUCAUCAUGCUGUCACACUCGCGGAAGGAGGACUCGUGCGAAUCCCCGCGAUGGGGGGAGCGCUGCGGCGCUGCUGCUGCUGGGGCCCGGGUUCGGACCCUGCCUGUCCCCGUCCCCCGGCUUCGGAGUGACCUCAGGCUCGGUCCGGCCGGGAGCUCCUCAGGGUCCCGGUCCCAGCCCCAGGCCCAGGUCCUACAGCAACAGGCCCGGACGACCUCAGGCUCAGCCGGAGGGGGAAGAGGAGCUCACCCCCCAGGGCCCCGGGGAGAGAGCAGCAGCAGCAGCAGGAGGAGGAGGAGGAGGAGGACGCGGGUCUGGACCCCCGAAAAGAGACCCCCCGCCGGCAGCAAACCAGGGACUGUCUCAUUUGAAAGAGCAGCUGUAUGAAAAUCCAUGGACAAUCCCGAACCUCCUGUGCAUGGCCAGAAUGGGGCUGGCUCCAGUCCUGGGGUAUUUGAUUGUGGAACAGUAUUUCCAUCUCUCCCUCGGCCUUUUCGUUUUAGCAGGAGCGACAGAUCUGCUGGAUGGCUACAUCGCUCGCAACUGGGCCAAUCAGAAGUCAGCUUUGGGCAGCGCUCUCGACCCAUUGGCUGAUAAAAUCCUGAUCAGUGUGCUGUAUGUAAGUUUGACUUACGCCAGUCUUAUCCCAGCUCCUCUCACAGCAUUGGUGAUUUCAAGAGAUGUAGCCCUCAUUGCUGCAGUUUUCUACGUUCGCUAUAAAACGAUUCCCCCUCCGAGAACUCUCAGCAAGUACUUCAAUCCGUGCUAUGCCACCGCUCAGCUUAAACCAACGUUAAUCAGUAAGGUGAACACUGUCGUCCAGCUGGUGUUGGCAGCAGCCACUUUAGCUGCCCCAGUUUUUCACUACACAGACAGUGCAUUCCUUCAAGCUCUCUGGCUUAUAACUGCACUGACCACUGCUGCAUCAGGUUACAGUUAUUAUCAUUAUGGGAAAAAGACCGUUGAAGUUUUGAACAGGACAAAGUGAUGUUGCCAUGGAAAUGACUUUACUGACACAACACGGGAUGAUGGGGCUGCAGCUGUCCUGUAGAGAAUCGGGUUGUGGAAACCCUUCCAAAAUGGUGGUAAACUGAAAUAUGUUUGUAGAAAAAAAUAAUUUUCAUAUUGGAGGAUGGGAAUCUGAUAUUUUGAUAUUUUUACAAUCAUGAACAUCUUUGAUCUUUUCCUAUUCUUUUUGGUCCAAAUCUGAAAAAGAUUUAUAUGUAACAUAUGUGUCACAUGUAGC